GACGUGCAUUUAAGCAGUGAGGAAACAUUCUGGGUAGCUCCGAGGCGGUUUUCCCUGCGCGGGAGACUUAAAAAUGUGUUAGUCCAGACCCUUUUGAGCCCAGACAGCGAUCGGAGGCGGCGAGUCACGCGUUUCAGAGAAACCUCCGACGCGUCGGCGAGCGCCGAGUAACGGUCCAAGGUAUUUCAACUGUUCAGAGACAACUUCAUAUAUAUAAUGUACCCAGAAAUGACCAGAAAACAUUAGGGAAAGAAAGUGGAAUAUAUUAAGCAAGAUGAACUUUUCAGGAAGCAGUUGUGGAAGCCCUCCUUCUGCAGCUGUAUCUAAUGACUUUAGGGAACUGUGGACAAAAUUAAAGGAGUACCAUGAUAAAGAAGUACAAGGUUUACAAGUAAAAGUAUCCAAACUAAAAAAAGAACGAAUUUUAGAUGCACAGAGACUAGAAGAAUUCUUCACCAAAAAUCAACAGCUCAGAGAGCAGCAAAAAUUCCUUCAUGAAACCAUUAAAGUUUUAGAGGAUCGAUUAAGAGCAGGCUUAUGUGAUCGCUGUGCAGUAACUGAAGAACAUAUGCGGAAAAAACAGCAGGAGUUUGAGAAUAUCCGGCAACAGAAUCUUAAACUAAUUACAGAACUUAUGAAUGAAAAGAAUACUCUCCAGGAAGAAAAUAAAAAGCUUUCUGAACAACUACAGCAGAAAAUUGAGAAUGAUCAACAGCAACCAGCUGAGCUUGAAACUGAGGAAAAUGUUAUUCCAGAUUCACCAAUAACAGCCUUUUCUUUUUCUGGCGUUAAUCGGCUACGAAGAAAAGAGAACCUUCAUGUCCGUUAUGUAGAACACACACAUACUAAACUGAAGCAUACCGUGUGUACAAAUGAAUUAAGAAAGAUUUCAAAGACUUCAACUCAAUUGCAACAGAACCCUGGUGAAAAUGAAAUUCUUGUGGCUGACACUUGUGAUCAAAAUCAACCUCCAGCUAAUAGAAUACAUGGAACAAACAAUUACCCCACUGCUAAAUCAUCUUUUAAUAAUCCUACAGUUGUUGCUGAGACACUUGGAAUUAAUAGUCAAGAAGAAUCUGAAUCUCAAGGUCCCAUGAGCCCUCUUGGUGAGGAGCUCUAUCACUGUCUGGAAGGAAGUGACAAGAAACAACCUUUUGAGAAAUCUUCAAGGCAUAGUGAAGAUACUUUAAGAUUUCUAGAUUCUACUCCAAAGACUCCACCUCGGGAAGAAAUGACUUCUCGGGCAUCUUCUCCUGUGUUUGGAGCUACCCCUAAUGUGAAAAAUGGUUUAGGUUUGAAUAUAAGUUUGUCUCCUUCUCUUUUGGAGACUGGAACAAAAGGUCAUUUGAGAAUAGCACCUUUCAGCAACACUUCUAAUUCUAGAUCAGAGAAAGUUAGGUCAAAAUCUGAAGAUGGUUCUCUUUUCAUACAUCAUAAUAUUGUGUCUGAAGUGAGCAAAAUUUUUGGCCAGUCAUCUUCUAAUAAGCAUAUGCUUGCAAAGAAAAAUGCAGGUGAAUCCAUAGGUGAAAAGGAUAGUGCAGAUCAUAUUAAUGGUGCUGUUAUGGAUAAACAUUUGAUGCCUCUGAAAUUAUUGGGAGGCAGAAUAUCCAAAAGGAAGAAAACUGAGGAAGAAAGUGAAGAUGAAGUAAACUGCCCCCAAGCCUCUUUUGAUAAGGAAAAUGCUUUCCCUUCCCCAACGGAUAGUCAUUGUACCAUGAAUGGAGACUAUGUGAUGGAUAAGCCUCUGGAUCUCUCAGACCGAUUUUCAGCUGUUCAAGAGAAAGGUCAAGAAAGCAGUCAAGGAAGUGAGACCACUAUAACCAGACUCAGGCAAUUAAAUCUUUAUGAGACUUUAAAGCCCAUAUCAAAAGGCUCUUCUUCCUUUAGCCGAAAGACCCUAAGUGGGAGCUCUCUGUCAACCAAAGAUUCCUCAGGGGAAGAGCCAUGUUUACAGGACUGCAUCCUCCAGUCCCUGAAUAAAUCCUCUCCAGAUAAUAAAACAUCAUUACAAGUUAAGGAAGAAAAUCCCAUCUUUAAGAUCCCUCUACGUCCAAGUGAGAGUUUAGAGACAGACAGUCUUUUUGAUGACAUGAAGGAUGCUGGUUCUCAUGAGCCAAUUAAAAAAAAAAGAUCAGUCCAUGGAGCAUGUGAACUUGCAUCAGUUCUUCAGUUAAAUCCUUGUAGAAUUGCUAAAACACAGUCCAUACAAAACAACCAAGAUGUAUCCUUUGAAAAUAACCAGUGGAGUAUUGAUCCAGGAGCUGACCUUUCUCAGUAUAAAAUGGAUAUUACUGUAAUAGAUACAAAGGAUCAAAGUCAGUCAAAAUUAGCAGGGGGAGAGACAGUGGAUGUGGACUGUACAUUGGUUAGUGAAACGGUACUUUUAAGAAUGAAGAAACAAGAGCAAAAAGGAGAAAAAAGCCCAGAUGGAGAAAGAAUAAUGAAUGAUAGUUUAGAAGAUAUGUUUGAUCGGACAACACAUGAAGAAUAUGAUUCCUAUUUGCCAGAUUGUUUCUCACAAGUAGCAGGUGAAGAAGAAUUGUCAGCUACCACAAAGAAACCAAAUGCUCAUGGUGAUAAACAAGAUAAAAUCAAACGGAAAGCAUUUGUGGAGCCAUAUUUUAAAGAUGACGAAAGAGAGAACAAUGUACAAAAUUUUCCUCACAUUGAGGUAAUUCGGAAAAAGGAAGAGAGAAGAAAAUUGCUUGGACACACGUGUAAGGAAUGUGAAAUUUAUUAUGCAGAUUUUCCAGCUGAAGAAAGAGAAAAGAAGCUGGCUUCCUGCUCAAGACACCGAUUCCGAUAUAUUCCUCCUAACACUCCAGAGAAUUUCUGGGAAGUUGGUUUUCCUUCCACUCAAAUUUGUAUGCAAAGAGGAUACAUUAAAGAAGAUCUUGAUCCUUGUCCUCGUCCAAAGAGGCGGCAGCCUUACAAUGCAAUGUUUUCACCGAAAGGCAAGGAGCAGAAGACAUAAACGUUCAAGCAAAAACAGGACCUAUUUUUUCUUCUUAGUUAUUUAUAGUUAAAACUGAUGUUAAACAUUAAUAUUUUGAUCUUCUUUAAACUGAUUUAUAAAUCAUUUUUCUAUUGAAAAUGUUUUUGAAUGGCAUUUACCCACCAUACACAUCUGUUUAAACGGUGGAUAAGUUUGUCGGAUUUUCUUGCUUUUGCACCUUUAAAACAAUAAGGUGCUUUCAUUUUGCACUCUAACUUAAGAGUUGUUGAUGUACUUUAUUUGUUAAUACCUAAUUACAAUUUUGAAAAUAAUAUAGUUGUAGUCUGUGAUUUGUUACCUAUCUUAUUUUUCUUCUCCUCCAUCUUUCCUUGCUAUUUACAUCCAGCAGUGACUUCGUGUUAAUCACUACAAAUUUUAAUUCUCUUAAUCAUUUGGCCCUCCGUAGGUUGUUACAGUGUCUGACAUUUAAGUCUUCUAAAGGGCUACAUAUAAUAGUCUUUAACCUUCCAGUUUCUUCCUUC
Sorex fumeus (smoky shrew) is the source of this 3477-nucleotide messenger RNA. It is a transcript of the gene RBBP8, whose product is annotated as RB binding protein 8, endonuclease. Bases 275 to 2974 code for a protein of 899 amino acids. Gene Ontology annotation, biological process: DNA double-strand break processing involved in repair via single-strand annealing; double-strand break repair via homologous recombination. The record is from RefSeq and is a predicted model, not a curated record. Lineage: Eukaryota; Metazoa; Chordata; Mammalia; Eulipotyphla; Soricidae. Gene Ontology annotation, cellular component: site of double-strand break. Gene Ontology annotation, molecular function: single-stranded DNA binding; flap-structured DNA binding; double-strand/single-strand DNA junction binding. The transcript is spliced from 19 exons.